Molecule: messenger RNA, 10661 nt
Organism: Porites lobata
Lineage: Eukaryota; Metazoa; Cnidaria; Anthozoa; Scleractinia; Poritidae
Source: the annotation of a GenBank genome assembly
UAAUAAUAUUAGUUUCAGCGACAUCCUUCCGAUUGUUUCCCUUUCGUGACGUCUACUACCCUUUUUGCUGUAAAGUUUAAAUCGAAGUUUAUGUAACUUCCUGCCGAGCCAUAGAUCGACUACCGUAUUUGUACUUUGCCAUCGGAGAAAGAGGUACGAUGAUGAUGAUUUACUUGCUAGAACUUUCUUUCUUUACUUAAAUCAGUUUUGUUUACAUAGCAACCCUAGUUCGACUCUUGAUUAUGGAAUCAUUUUUAGGUUUAUGUUGCGCAUUUACUGCACUGAUUUCGGUAAAUUAAUUUAGAUCAUGUUUGUUACUCUCUUUGUAAGAAGUCAUCACCUCCUUAAAAGAAUCUAAAAUAGGACGCCGAAUAGCCUGCGUAGCUGGCGGUAUUGUGUAGUAGUCGAGUGAGAUUUGGCGGCGGAGCCGUUGUAAUAUAGUCGAGUGACAUUUGACGGCGGAGCCGUCACGAGCGGCGAAGCCGCGAGAAAUACCAACCGCCUCUUCCCUACUCCCUUUUUUUGGAACACGGCUUCGCCGCCAAAACUUUAAUCUCGCACACACACAAUACCGUCAGCUACGCAGGCUAGACGGCCAACAGAAAAUGAUGCACAACGGUCCAAGCAAUAGGAAACUUUUUCCUUCUUUGCAUAUUUUAAAAUAAACACGGAAAGAUAGUCAGCCAUAUUCGAGACCUUGGCAGUUGUUUAACUGAAACCAGAGACGAAGUGGAGGGUUUGCAAACUUUCAAUAAUUUCACCAACUCUUCAAGCGUUUAUAUCAGGCUAAACAAGCAUAGAAAAAAGUUUUUUAUUGCUUUAAUUUAUUACAUGACUUAAAUUAAACUAAACCUGACACGGUAUUACGGCUUUUUGAUGACCUUUCCUACUGAUGACAGAGGCCUCAAGCAGAGGCCGUCUUUUGCCAGCUAUUUGACCUGCGGGAGGAAAAAAGAGAAGGUAUAUUUUCCGCCCACAUCGCCUAGGCAGAUACUUGAAGUGCGGUUUCUUUCACAAUGUGGGGCCAAAUUUUUUCUCACUGAAGACCUUCAUUUUAGUAAAACAGUAAUGGUUUUCUAAAUUCGAUGUUAGUUCUGUAUUGUGAUUCUACUGUCUUCUGUCUUUCUUUCUGCGAAAAAAGCUUGCAUAGGUUUUUUUUCACGGGCGCCGAUUAAAAGAGAAAUUCUUACUAGUAGCCAAGUGUUGCCCACAAACGCGUAAUCAGUUGGGGGCUACUGGUCAUGCAUAUAGAUGCAUUUCAAAGUUCCAUCCUUUUAUGCUUUUUAAAAAUAACAACUUUAGUGAAAUAACUUUACAUAUCAUCGUAUAUGUAAACAUUUUUUCUCAAGUUUCAAACGUAGAAGAAAUGGCCUUUUUUAGAAUUGAUUUGUCUCGAAACGCAGGCCAAACUCUUACGAUUUCGCCUUUUAACAUAAUCUGACUAUGUUUGUUGUUGUCGACAAAUUUAAUACAGGCUGAGCCCGGUCACGAUAACUAUUGUAAAAAGUACUCUCUGAUUAACGUCGAUCUUUCAAAGCAGGGGACUUAAUUCAACAUAGCCUGCGUUGCAAGCGUUUCCGUGUGGUUUCGGAGCAGAGAAAUGGGAGCUUAUAAGCAACUACGACGACCACAACGAAGACGUCAAAAAAAAAAACAACAGAUUUAAUGAUCAAAACAACAACGCUGCACGUGCAUCACCCUUUUUAGUACAUUUCUCUGACGUCCACUGCACGACUACGACGUAAAACCUCCUAAUUUGACGUUUUAUGGAGGAUGUGGACAUACGACUUCCUUCCUCUUUUUGAAACUGAAUAAAAUCCUUAAGAAUUCAACUUAAGGAAAAGUCGCCUGCCUUUGACAUAUCAUUGAGCGGGUCCAAAUAGACGCGAAGUAAGUUUGAAAGAACGCAAAUUUUUUUGCAGACGUUUUCACUGCAGUCGUCGUCGUCCAUUGCUUAAGGUCCCUAAUGACAAAAGAACGACGAGGAACGGGAUUUCCAGUUUUAACCGUGCGAAGAAAGGACCCGCUGUUUUCCUCGCUCCUUUUUUCGCGCGGUCUUUGACUCUCGUUCCUUCUUUGCUCCGAAACUGCUGGUAAACGCUUGCCAGGCAGGCUAUAUCCAACAGGGCUGCACUGCAAACUUAAACUGCAAACUCACUUGAACAAUACUGAUGGCGACAGACGUAUUUUUUGCAAAGAGUGUUAAAGUAAACAAGUUGAGACAAGAAUAAUUAGCUUGCAAAAAUUGUUAAUUGCGUUUAAUCUUUAUGUAAAAACAGGAGAGUCAUUGUUGGUGAAAAAACCCCUCAAAGAAUUCUUUGUGGUGAAGCUAUAUCAGUUAAGGGAACCAUGGCUGUGAACGAUAGAGCAAAUGAUUUCCUCCGUAAUAGAGAACAAUUAAACAUUCUAUAAUAUAAUUAAGGUCACCUAUGAGUUGUUUCUAAGGAAACUAAGCUAUGUCUACCUCAGUUUUGUGAUGUGUGGUGUUAAUAGCCUGCGAGCAAGCUCUCAAUGCAUUUGGGGGAUAUCGUGAAAAGUACACGCGCCAGCGGGGACGCAACAGCGAUGGGUGGCCAAGGAAGGGAUGAAACUCCUUUUCACCGCCUCCUGAUCACCCCCGCUCGCUCGCGCGUCCUCGCGCGGCUCGCUUCGCUUGUCCAAAUGGAGAGCUUGCUCGUAGGCUGUGGUGUUAAACCUAUGCUAAACACUGAGCUAAACUAGGAGAAACGGAUUUAACACUAAAAAAGAAAUUAAAAGUCAUCUUAAAUUUGUGUUUAAGCUUUCUUUUUGUUUCUAAAGCUCCUAUUAAAAAUGGUCUCUGUCCUCAAUCUCUAGCUGAUCUUUUGCGCCUUCACAAUCAAUGAGGAAUAUAAACACCUUUCGCUUAAACUCUCAAUACCUACAGAUGCAAACGACGUAGGGAAUAAAGUACAGUUAAAAAGGAAACAAAAACGUGCAGCUUGUUCCCAAACUGCAAAACGAAUCGCGAGUCGAAAAACAAUGUGGCACGUUUAACCGUCCACGUUCAAACUUGUUUUUCAUCAAAUCAGGUUGCUAGCAUCUCUGCUUCUAAGGCGCGCAGUUCGUUAUGGCGCUGGAUAAUGAACCCGCCGCGCUGACACGCCAUUGCGUGAUCAAUUCUAAAUUGAACACCGCAUGCGCAGAUCAUGGGCGUGUCCGUUAUUUCCUAGUCGUACCGUAACUUGAUUGCAAAUAAUAAUAAUAGUAAUAAUAAUAAUAAUAUGACUAUCAUUAUCAUAAUUUUAUUAUUAAUAUUGCUAUUAUUAUUAAAUCCUAAGGCCGCUCUCGGUUUGAAGAUCCAUUCCAAAGUUGUAAAUCAAGGAAUUUUGUAAAAUGAUUUUUUUUUUAAUUUGGUGUUGUUCACUGGUUGGUUGGUUAGUUUUGUCAUUGACGCAAGACUAUAAUAACAAGAAUGCAAAUAGUGUUGACUAACUUUUAAAAACAAAACACGUACACCAACCAAUUAGUUUUGACAGGAACAAUGCAUUUAAGAGUCCCUUGAGAGCUCUUGGGGAUGAUAUUGUUCUUGUUAAUAUGUAAAGCUUCUAAACAUGUGCUUAACUGCGAACCUUGCCUUCGAAGUGCCCUAUACACGAAUCUGUACAUCGCUGUGCAAGCUGUAGUAAUCUGAAGUGAGUUUUAAGUUGAUGUUAAGACCGGUAAAUUGGGGUAGUCAUUUUUUAUUUUUACGCAGGGGGGUGAUUACUCUCCAUAACGUAUUGAUCUGUUGUGGUACUAAACUGACUUCAUUAGAUAUAGUUAUAUUUGUACCAUUCAUAUAAAUAUAGUGUCGAGAGCAUAUGUCUAUAAAAAGUCACAUUUGAGCCAUUUAUAGAAAUAACAAUUUCAUUUGCCAAUAUUAAUCACAGAUCAUUGUUUAUGCUUAGGUCUUGACUGGAAAUUCUGAUCGAAACUCAACAGCAUUUUGAAGUUUUACGACAGCAGUGGUAAGUAUCAGUAUGCCUGCUUUUAAAAGUACAUUUCCAAAGGAAUUUUAAGAAAGGUGAGCGAAAUUCAUUACUCGGGAAUGAGAGCAAGCGGAAACUGCAAAAUAUGAAGACCGAGACACACUAGAUUCGCAGGCUAGAGACGCACUGCAGGAAGAGAAAAAAUGAGGGAGAAAUGAUGUCUGAAAUACUGACGCGUAAUUAAAGAACGAAGACGGGUUCAUUAUUAACUUCGCUACCCGACUUUGAUCGCUCUACUAUCCCGUAGAAGGAUGAGGUACCACUGACCUGUAUGGACACGACUUGUAGUUUAACCUAAGUAAACUUACCUUUGCAUUUAGCAAUCGUGUCACUUCAUAUCAGUGUCACAGUAAACAGUCAAUUGCGUGAUCAAGUUAAAUUUCCUAUUGUCCCAACUACAAUAGCCUCUCACGCAGACGUUUUUAGGGGAGCUCGUCUUUUUCAGGCUAAGGUAAAACGUUCCUGCGGUGGGGAGCGAUGAAUAGCUGUAUUCGGGGCGGGGUACAGUAGAUCUUGCUAUCAAUGAAACUCUUCUUACUGUUUUAACCUUUUUCUCCCGUCUCUCCCACACCUCCGGAACGCCUCCUUUUCCUUUUUCACUCUGACCCCGCCCCUCUGUCCUCCCCCAUAUUUAACCUACCCACUUUUUUUUUUCAGAAAUGCCAAAUCGAGCGUGGCUACUUUCCGUUCUGUUCCCCCUGAUUCUUACAGCUACAGAGAGUAAGGAUUACGAGUUUAACGUGGCAUGGUCAUACCGUAGUCCCGACUGCGUCGAACGUCCUAUUGUGACAAUAAAUGACGAUUUUCCCGGGCCCACAAUCCGCGUCAAGGUUGGGGAGGAGGUUCGCGUUAAAGUUAACAACAAUCUUCCAUCAGACGCUAUCACCAUUCACUGGCACGGUCAGGAGCAGCGCAAGAACGUGUGGCAUGAUGGGAUAGGUGAGCGCAGUAAAAGGAUUUCCUCCAAGAUUACUCGAAUCAUGAUACGUUUCUGGGAAACUGCCCACCUACCCCUCCCCUAAGCCAACAUUAACACUUACGUUUCACGAGUAACGCUAGUAAACAUUUGGUUGCUUUGCGCAAUCUUGGUGGUUCCUAUAGUGUGAGUCACGCUGACGUCACCUUGGUUCGUGAAAAAAAAAGGUUCUUUUGUUUCACUCGUUACAAAUCUGAAGAACAUGACAUAACAUUAUUUGUAUUCUAAAUAGUAAUGUCUCCUAUAUAUUUGAAGGCCUUGUCAACUCAUCAAAUCGAGAGUGAAUGUCAUCGGAAAAAAUCAACCUUCCUUUACAAAACGUGUAUUCGCACACAAGUACCCUUCGAUCUAUAGGUGACAAAGUCGAGACUUACAAAAACCAGGGAGACAAUUUACUGAAAAAGUUGUUCCUUUAAGGAAGGGGUUAGACAUAAGAGUCUCGACUGUAUCGCGCUUAAGGAGAGCAAGGGUGGUAAGAUCAGUCUUUGAGAGCACUGGCCUCCCACCAGUGUGGCCCGGAAUAAAAUCCCGGCAUCGAUGCCAUAUGGGGGUUAAUUUGUUGUCGGUUCUCGUCUUGCUCCCAAAGGUUUUUUCCCCGGGUACUCCGGUCUCUUCUGCCUAUCCUUAAACACCAACAUUUCCAAAUUCCAUAACACAACAGAUACCACAGAUGCCACGGAUGGGCAAAACUGAAGGAGAUUGAAAGGGAUUGAAAUUAGGGUUUUUGAAAACUGUCCAGCCUAACAGUUUUUCAAAGAUGAUCUCUGCUGUUUGCAACUUCAAAAUCAAUGCGCAGGAAACAUAUUCGUUUGUCUCGAAUCUCUGCUUGUGUCAUUUACAAGUAAUUUCUUUGCUUACUUUAAGUUCCAUGGCGAUUGAGGGCGAGUAAUUGGCAAAAUUAAACAAAAUGAACUGGACUGCCGUGACACAACCCCUUUAAAUCGUUGUUUACGUCAUGUAAAAAGCAACUGUAAAUCUAACAACCUCUCCUCUCCUCUAGGGAUGAUUUCAAACUGUCCUAUCCCACCCAAGACCUCCUUCACUUACAUUUUCCGCGUAAACGAUAAGCCUGGAACGUAUUUUUAUCAUGGCCACCUUGGUGGAAUACGCGCCGCUGGUCUUUAUGGGGUUCUUAUAAUUGAUCCGGCACCUGCAGUUUCUGAACAGUGGAGUUAUGAAGGGGACCACACGCUGUUGCUAAGCGACUGGUAUCAUGCAAUUCAACACGAGCUCAGUAUUGGACUCUUGGAGGAGGAGUUCCGCUGGGCAGGUAUGAGGGCUCAGUUAACUAAGUUAGUGUUACUUCUAUAUAAGUUAUAAAUAGGUACAGGGCCUCAUUGAUGACAGUGUCUUAUAAACUGAUAGGUUUUCUUGGAUCCUAAGGACCUAUAUUACGAAAAUCGUCGAAAUUCAAACAAUGGGAACUGGCACCAAACUGAGCGAAAAAUAAAAACGACAGCUUCAAACAUUAAAAGGAUGUAUAAAUAACACAAGAAACACAAAAGUUGUUACGGAUGGACAAACUUGCAGAAGAUUAAAACGGAUUGCAAUUGUGGUUUUUCAAAACUUGUUAGCUGAACAGUGUUUCAAAGUUUAUUUUUGGUUGUCGGUGAGGUUUUAAACAUGUUAAAUGAUGCUUGGGAGACAAGAAGCUGUGAUUUUGUAAUUUGCUAGUAAUUUCGUUGCUAACGUUAAGUUCCGUUGCGAAUAAGGACGUGUAAUUAGCAAUAUUAGCAAAAUGAACUAGACAGCCGUGAAACAGCCCAUUAAAAAUAUUCGUUAUCAUCAUCAUCAUUAUUAUUAUUAUUGUAAGCGAUUACGUAAUUGUAGUUUGUGUACUCUGCACCUUUUUGUUAACGCCUUGUGUUUCGUGGGUAACCAAAUUACAAUUACAAUUUUUUUUGUCGUGCUAGGUGAUCCACAGUCCAUUAUAUUGAACGGAAAAGGCUUCUUCAAUUGCUCGGACAAUGGAGUAUCGGAAGGUACACCGUUUCCUUAUUGGAAACCCGUCAGAACAGUUUAUUGCCAUCAAUCUAAGUGUCCGGGACACGAAAUACUGGAGGUAGAGAAAGGCAAAACCUACAGGCUACGUCUGAUAAAUACCGCUGAACUUUCGUUUAUGAAUUUUGCAAUCGAAAAUCACAGUUUGACCGUAGUGGAAGCGGAUGGGCUGCCUGUGCAGGGCAUGAAUGUCACAUCGCUAGAUAUCAAUUCGGGGCAGAGAUAUUCUGUUUUGUUUACUGCUGAUCAAGCUGUGGACGCUUACUGGGUCAGUGUCAUGACGCGCCACAGGAAGAACGUAGUGACUGGUCAGGCAAUAUUAAAGUACAAAGGAGCCAAUAAAGACAAACCUGACACUGACGUUGAUGUUGUCAAGGCAACACAACCCACCUGGGACAACAGCAGUGCAUCUUAUGCGCAACAGAGUCAGCUUCACGGUAAGGACUCGGCUCCUCCAAACGACAAAGUGACACGAAGGAUUGUCAUGCUUGGUACUCAAGAGCGUUAUGAUUGGUCAAGUGGAGUCCAGUACAAUAAUCCCAUGAUUCCACCGGAGGAUAAUUGUAAUAGUACAGGACGCCACCUGCGUUGGGCUGUGAAUCGAGUGAGCUACAAGUGGGAGACCACACCUGUGUUACAUAUGGUUUACUUUAACUUAGCACCGAACACUAUGACUGAAGAGAGAGGAUAUUUUAAAAUCAACAGUGGUGACGUCAUCGAUAUUGUCGUUCAGAACUACCCGGCAUGCAACAGGGUAUGACCUAAUUCAAUUUAGACUAUUCCACAAGCCGUACGAAUUAUGUUCAAAACAGUUUAAACUAUAAAGGUUCGGUGCUGUAGAAUAGACUACCGGUACCUAUUGAGCUGUGGCAGGCCCUCCCUCUUUAUGGAUGCAGUGAUCUCUUCUGAAAUACGGUCGAUCGCUUUGCACGGCAUUAUGGAAAGCAGGCACAUUUUUUCUUUCUGUUUUUAGAAAUUGUUUCUACUUUAAUCAGUUACGUUUUUUAAGUGGUUCACUUUGCCCUAAUGACUUUUAACCGUGGAUAAGUAAAGUUAUCCUAUUGUAUUGUAUUAUAGACUUAAUAAUACCCCGUUUUUGUGCUUGAAUUCACCUAAAAAGUUUGCGAAAGCUAAUGAGGUGGAGCUAAAAGGUCUGGGACAAGUCUAAAUACAGAUAUAGAAUUGGAAAAGAGGAACACAGGAUUGAGUCCGAAUAAGGACGCGUAAUACAUGUAUUAACAAAAGAACCAGGUAGCUGUAACAAACCUCCGUAAAAGGCAAGCUAACUGUUUUGACCAAUUCCCUUCUAGGUGUGUGAACAGCAUCCUUGGCAUCUUCAUGGUCACAAAUUCUGGGUGGUUGGUAUGGGACUUGGUAAUUGGAAUGGAUCUGCCGAGCAGAUCGCCUCUCUUGAGCCUGAGAACGCCGUAAAACGAGACACAGUAACUGUCCUCCCAGACGCAGAGAAACCUUUCGGAAGCCAGAAAGAACAAGGUAGGAAAAUCGGCUUUAAAGUAAGAGACUACACCGGGCGUGUCUCAGGCUUUAUGUAAAAGAUGUUAAAUUGGCUGAACACAGUUUAGGCAGUUUCUGGGUAUGUGUCAUUUGCCAAAUCAUGGCAGGGGAAAGGUUGCAGCUGACAAGUUGAAACUUGGCAAGUGAAAAUUAUACUGAUGAAAGAUUUUGACUGACAGGUAAAAUUUGACGUUUUUUUAGUUUCCAUGGUAACAUGAACGAUUGAAUGCAACCUUAACAUUUCACUUUGGCUCAGUUUACAAACUUGCGCUCAACUUACUAUAAUUAAUCAUCACCAUUUGAAACUUAUUUGACCAAAUUUUAACAGACUGGUUUUUAAAUAAUCAAUAAUAUAAUUGUACUGUAAUUAUUAAAUGUGUCAAAUUGUCUUUUCAACUUCCAUUUUAAAGUUCUCAUUAUCUAAAAUACGAUAUAAGUAAAAAUUCUGCCAAAUAUCACAAAAUUGUAAUGAGUAGAUUAUAUUAUCCGUCUGAGACGGAUAAUCCAUCUUCAAAAUUCGUCAAAACUAACGAAAAACAGAAGGAUAAAGUCAGGCGGAUUGUCAAUCGAAAAUUAAGACCGUCCCAUUUUCAAAUUAAGACGUAUUAUCUGUCAGACGCGCAUUAUCCAAUGGAUAACCGUCUCAGACGAAUAAUUUUUCUCUCGCGUGAAUACGGCCGAUUUUGGACGAAUAAUCCCGAUUUUGGACGAAGAAAACGCGUCUCGCGACUUUCCCAAAAUUUCAAACGCCGACGCGGAAUUUUGAAGACGGAUCAUCCGUCUCAAGUGUGAAAACGGCCAAUCUAGUCAACAAGUAUAUUUUUUCCCCUCAGGUGGUUGCGGUUGGGUAGUGGUCCGCUUUGUGGCUGAAAAUCCUGGUGUUUGGCCGUUUCAUUGCCAUAUCACCUGGCACUUCGUCAUGGGUAUGCAGGUGAUUUUCAUUGAAUCUGCAGAUAAACUACCAAAACCUUCCUCCAACAUUCCAGCUUGCGGUGAUGUGACUCCCCAGAUGUUUGUUGAUAAAAUGAAGUCCGACGAGACCCCGAAAGCUGGUGGGGAGAAAGAUUGCAAAGAUGAUACAACCUUACUCGUAAUCCUUGUCAUUGGUUGGAGUUUGUUUGUCGUUAGUUUUGUCUUGCUUAUUGUUUUGAUUUGUAGAUUGAGACAAAGGGUAGAAUUCGGUUUGGUCAAGUCAAACAAUGUUGCCAUGACAUAAGUUUCCUUCCCACUACACUUGAAAUCACGUUUGACUUAAGUUUGUAAAAUUAUAAGGCCCUGCAUUUGUAUAGAGGGGAGAAGUAUGACGUCACGUUACCAUGGUAGAAAAAUCUUUUGAUCACAACAAUAGGGAGCUUGAGCAACGACGACGGCGAGGGCAACGAGAACGGCAAAAAAGCAAUAAGUUUAUUUUUGGCAAAACGACAACUUUGCACGUGCAUCACGCUUUUUUGUGUAUUUCUUAGCCGUCGUUGCGCGAUUGCGACAUGAAACUGUUUCAGUGAGUGAAAGUGCGUGAAGAGUGCAGUACGUGAACGCAACCCCCAAUUUUUUUUAGAAAUGGUCCUUUCAGAUUCCAACCCAGAAAAUUAUUCGCCAACAUUUGACGAAUUAAAUGAAACUUAUUAAGAUCGGUGACGUUUGAAACAGUACGAAUUCACUUUUUAACCGACGUUUUCGGUUUGUUGUCAUACAGAAAUUUUGCUACCAUGACAACAUGACAUAACGACUUCUCUUCUCUGUUGAGAAAAGAUGUUCCGGCUAGAAGGCUAGGCGAGCCUUGCCUAACCCUUCCGGUCACGCGGUCCGAGCGAGUUUUCGUCUCGGAUACGUCACCGAAAUGCAUUAACCAAGAAGGGCUGGGAAGACGCCCUACAGAGACUAGGCAAAGCCGAGCUAACUUUUCAUUCAUUUCCUUAUAAAACGGGGCGAAUCGUUUACAUGAGAAACCAACAGUUGACUCGACUAGAAGGUCACCCUUUUUUGAUGGUGUGGUUACCUUUCGACAAUUAUAAACAAUUUGCAUUGCUCCCCCAGCGGGGUCAACUCGGUCAAAGGGAGGCAAUCAGAGCAUGUGCGAGCACUGUUGGCUCGAUCAAAUGGGUCAAUUUUUUUCUCAUAUAAACGCUCGCUAAAGUUGACUCGACUGAGAAGGUGAUCCUUCUACCCAGGACAGGAGGAUC